Monodelphis domestica (gray short-tailed opossum) is the source of this 1105-nucleotide messenger RNA. Its product is annotated as olfactory receptor 2B11-like. The record is from RefSeq and is a predicted model, not a curated record. Gene Ontology annotation, cellular component: membrane. NCBI's taxonomy places the organism in Eukaryota, Metazoa, Chordata, Mammalia, Didelphimorphia, Didelphidae. Gene Ontology annotation, biological process: G protein-coupled receptor signaling pathway. Gene Ontology annotation, molecular function: G protein-coupled receptor activity; olfactory receptor activity.
AUGAGAAGUAACAACCAGAGUUUAUUGGGGACUUUUACUGGGAAUUUCUUCCUUUUGGGGGUCUCUGAUAGACCAUGGCUAGAGCUGCCCCUUUUUGUGAUCCUUCUAAUAUCCUAUGUUCUGGCAGUCCUGGGAAAUAUUGCCAUUAUAUUAGUGUCUCGGCUGGAUCCUCUGCUGAGUAGCCCUAUGUACAUUUUCCUCAGUCAUUUGUCCUUUCUGGACCUUUGCUAUACCACCACUACUGUGCCUCAGAUGCUGUUCAACAUGGGUAGCUCAAAGAAGACUAUCAGUUAUAGUGGCUGCACAGUGCAAUAUGCCAUCUUCCAUUGGCUAGGCUGCACUGAAUGUGUGGUCCUGGCUGCCAUGGCUUUGGACCGAUAUGUGGCCAUCUGUAAGCCUCUCCGCUAUGCAGUCAUCAUGAACCGCCCACUAUGUCAGCAGCUGGUGGGCACUGCCUGGAUCAGUGGAUUUGGAAAUUCUCUGGUUCAAGUUGUACUAACAGUACAACUACCCUUCUGUGGACGGCGGGUGCUGAACAACUUCUUCUGUGAGGUGCCAGCUAUGAUUAAGUUGUCGUGUGCCAACACAUCCAUCAAUGAUGCCACAUUGGCUGUACUGGUAGCCUUCUUUGUGCUGGUGCCCUUGGUCCUCAUUCUUAUCUCUUAUGGCUUCAUUGCCCAAGCUGUGAUGAGAAUCAAGUCCUCCAAGGGGCGGAGCAAAGCUUUUGGGACCUGCUCUUCCCACUUGAUAGUAGUGUCCCUCUUCUAUUUGCCUGCCAUCUACAUGUACCUUCAGCCCCCCUCUAGCUACUCUCAGGAUCAGGGUAAAUUCAUCUCCCUCUUCUACUCCAUCAUCACUCCUACCCUCAAUCCCUUCAUCUAUACCCUCAGAAACAAAGAUGUGAAGGGGGCACUGAGAAGGCUUUGGGAAAGGAGUUGGAGACUGUUUCAGAGGUAAGCAACACCAUAGAAUAGGUAUUUGAGAUUCAAUAUAAAUUUAUAUAUUGCCUUCUGCAGGAAUGUUUAAAAACUCUUGAAGUUGUUAAGGAUUCCUAUAGAAAGAUCAAAAUUCUUAGUGUAAAGGACUGGAGACAUCAUUCUCCAAU